This is a messenger RNA of Callorhinchus milii (elephant shark), 2894 nucleotides long. It is a transcript of the gene cltrn, whose product is annotated as collectrin, amino acid transport regulator. The transcript has 10 exons. The record is from RefSeq and is a predicted model, not a curated record. The coding region runs from base 1396 to 2313 and encodes 305 amino acids. Lineage: Eukaryota; Metazoa; Chordata; Chondrichthyes; Chimaeriformes; Callorhinchidae.
ACCACUCACUCACUCACUGCCUCCCAGUCAGGCAGCCCCAGGCUGUGCAGGAAAUAAAUCUCUCUGACAAUAGAAGAGUGAAUCUCCAGGCAAGAAAAAAAAAUACUCCACCUUUAAGAUCCACUUUUGAAUGCUCGUGGAAGGUAAAUUUUGCUCGUUUGCAAAGUUGAUGGCUGUGACAUCAAUGGAGUGAUAGAAGAAGGAACCGUCUUCUGUACCAUAUGGUUUCUGAAAGGCAUCAACAGAAUGCAGAGCAGAAGAUGAAGAGUUCUUCGCUGUACAGAUGAAUACAAUGGUCAUGGAGGUUGCAGCCCACCUGGAGCAGAUUUAGCAGAAAAUAGGCAAAGUUUUUCUUGUAGGAACUAAAGAUUGAAAUCCAUGGCGAAAUACUGGAUAGCCUAAGUGAUUAUGAAUAUGUUGUCCUGAGGUACAACCUAACCGAGUUGAACUGCCAGAAUUAUGGUUGGGGUAAAUACAGAUAGCAAAAGUGCUCUUGAUAAAAGCCAUAUUCUUUGAAGACUCGAUCAGAAAAGCUGUAUGAUUUUUUGGUAUUCAUGAGUGUGGAUCUGGAAGAGGUCAAGCAGCGUUUGCCCAUUUGAUGAAAACUGCUGAUAAAGGAUUUGAGAUUCCAACUUGCAAUCUGAUGGCAUUGGCUUCAAAUGAUGCAGCUUCAAUGAAGGGUAAAAAAAUAUUUUUCUGACAUAAAACAAAUCGGAUUACCAGGUGCCAAUAUAUUGGAUGUUAUUGCCACUUAGCAGACAUUUGCAGCAAAGCAAGUCUGUAUCAGCACCUGCAGUAGGACUUUUACUGAAUAUCUGACGGAUUUCACUCUGUUCCCUACAAGAAGAAAUCUUGGAGGAGUUUGCCAUUCUUGUUGACAUUGAGGCAUGUUAGGUGAUAAAGUAUGUGGCAACAAAGUGGCUAUGUAAAGUUUUGAAAUGAAUGGUAGCUAUGUGGUCAGCCCUUCUGUUGUAUUGUGUAGGUCAUAUGAGACCAGAGCUGUGUUGAUAGAACUUAUUUGCAAGAUUUCACAGAGUGGAAGUUAAGAUCUGAUUCCCUUUUCACAAGCACAAACUUGUACCUGUUCAUCAAUUCAUCAUUAAGCUUCAGAGCACUGAGACCUUCACUCUGCAUCGGAUUGUGUGCAUGGUAACUCGUUUAUUCUGGCAGACUAUCAAAAGGCUCAGUGUAGUUGCUACCAAGUAACAAACCCAGACUUCCAAGUGACUGGAACUGUUUUCUGCUUUUAGAGGAAGUUCAUGUUAGACUUGAAAUAUAACAGCAUACGGGAGAAACGUCACUGCCGGCAGAGUGACAGAAAGAAAUUCUUAUCAGAAAGCUGCAUUGUUCUACACAAAUACCCUUUCAAACAUACUGAAAAAAAAUUCUCAGUGAAUGAACAUCUACUGCAAAAAUGUGGGGACAGUACUGAAUGCUGCAUCCAAACUUCGCCUGUCGACCAAAGUGAUCGUGGCCAUUGCUGCUCAUUUUGGGAGUAAGCAUUACCAAGUUGGACUAUCUGGAGAUGGAGAACACCCGAUCCCUGAGGGACACAUACAAUCCGUAUCCAAGAAAACGGUGGGAGGUGCAUUGAGUUUCCUUCACGCUUUGAAGAUGUGGUCAGGGAUUUUCCUCGUUGCUUUCGGCCUUUUCACUGCUGCAGAGUUGCGGUCCACCACAACACAUAAGCUGUGUGAUGCAACUUCACCGUAUGCUCGUAAGGUACGAAUCAGCCUGAAAGCUGCUCUUGGAGACAAUGCAUACCCUUGGGAUGAUAGUGAAGAAUUCUACUUUCAAGCAACAGUGGCUUACGGCAUGCGGAAAUUUACAAACCGAUCGUUCAGUGUAGAUGAUGUGCACAUAUGUGAAGAAACCGUGAGGAUUUCAUUUUACUUUAUGGUGACAGGACCGGAAAACGUAUCUAAUCCAGUUCCGAGGAUACAAGUGGACGAGGCAAUCAAAAUGGUUAGAGGCCGAUUCAAUGAUGCCUUCUCUCUGGAUGACAGCACCCUGGAGUUUGUGGGUAUCAAACCCACUCUGCCCACAGUCAGUGAACCACCUGUUACUGUAUGGCUGAUCGUGUUUGGUAUUGUCAUAGGCUUGGUUUUGGUUGCAUUUAUUGCCUUAAUGGUCACUGGUCACCGUGAGAAAAUGAAGAAAGGAAAGGUACAAGAGGAGGAUGAAAACGAAGAGAUUGAAGACAAAACACUCAAAGGAACUGAAAACGGAGUGUACUGUACUGUGCUGGACUCAAAUGAUGGACUAAAAAAUGAAGCAUUUUGUCUAGAUGAUGAUAAAUUAACGCAGCUAUAAAAUAAGCCCUUCUCUACCUACUUUUCUCUAAAAAGCACAUUUUGCUGGCCCAUGUAACACAAUUUUUAAAGGAGAAAUUAACUCAAUGAGUAAGUACAGAUAUAAUUAAUAUUAAGCACUAGGUUAAUAUCUCAAGUUUUAAACAACUUUUACAUUUUGUUUUUAAGGAUAUCCUUUUUUUGUUGGAGAGACGUAAAAUUAUGUCUAGAUUGAUGGAGCCAAAUGGGAUCCCUUUUCAACGCAUCUGCUCAAUAACACUGAUGUCACUGCAUUCGACAAGCUGAUGGAAUGAGCUCAGUGAGUCACUCUCUCAGUGCUGUUGAGUUAUUGUGCUCUGUGCGCUCAUAGGAUUCAAUUUGUUGCUGUUCGCUAAGAGCUAUUCUGCUCUGUUUGGUAAGUUUGGCCCUUAUUUGUUACAUUUUACAAAUUUGCAUUUAGAAAUAAUUGUAAAUUAUUAACUAAUGUAAUUUUAACUGCAUAAUAAUAUUGCAUUAUAAAAUUUAAAUGAACUGAUAGUUUCAAUUUACUGCCCGAAGUGGUGGUUGAAUCAAAUAAGUAGCUUUGUGGUUAGAGCACUCGCC